UCAUUUAUUCCAUAUACAGACCGUGUGGACUAUUUGGGCGGUUGUGCACAAAAUAUGCCGUAUGUGAUGGGUGUCGAGAAACUUGCAGGUAUUACUGUGCCUGAUCGUGCGCAAUGUAUUCGUGUCAUGAUGUCUGAGCUAUUUCGCAUUAAUAACCAUCUAUUGUUUAUUGGUACAGCGAUUCAAGAUGCAGGGGGAAUGACACCUGUAUUUUAUAUGUUUGCCGAUCGUCAAAAAAUUUAUGAUGCAAUCGAAGCAAUUACAGGCUUUCGUAUGCAUCUCCGAAUUGGCGGUACAGCACAUGACUUGCCAAAUAAUUGGCAAAAGCUCAUUCGUGACAUCUUAGAUUGGAUGCCUAAACGUUUAGAUGAGUAUUACAAAGCAGCAUUACGUAACUCGGUAUUUAUUGGCCGUACCCGCAACGUCGCGCAAUAUAAUGCAAAAUCUGCCCUUGCAUGGGGUGUAACAGGGACAGGAUUACGCGCAACAGGCAUUGACUUUGAUGUACGUAAGUACCGUCCAUAUAGUGGUUAUGAGAACUAUGACUUCGAUGUGCCUGUAGAGUAUGAAGGCGAUGCUUAUGCACGUGUCAUGGUGCAUUUUCACGAGAUCAGAGAGUCAUUAAAAAUUGUACAACAGUGCUUAGACAAUAUGCCAUCUGGUGCAUAUAAAGCGGAUCAUGCUCUGGCAUCAGUAUCAUGGACUGUCUUAGAUGAUGUAAUUGAACAUAUUGUGAAACAAGUGCCAACGCUUGAAGCAAUUCAAGAUGUUGCACCAAAUGCAGGUUAUCGUGUUCAUGGUUUAAAAGUGGCACGUGAACCAAGACGUUAUUCAGGUGAAUUCAGUAUUAAAACACCUGCUAUGCAGUCACGCAUUCCAGAGGCAACUUUUGCUUUGGGCGAACACGAUGCAAAACGUUUAAAUAUUCAAGACGGACAGCAAGUUACAAUUCAAGUUGGUGAAAACCGUAUUUCUUUGCCUGUGCAUAUCAUUGACUAUUUGCCUGAAGGAUAUAUUGGUUAUCCAAUUGGGCAAGCACCUACGGUUUCUUGGGCAGAGCCUUGGGCAACGGACUGGCCUGUUGCAUACAGUGUAAUUCAAGCAAUUGUUAUUUUAUUGGUUGUGGUG
This is a messenger RNA of Habropoda laboriosa, 1128 nucleotides long. Its product is annotated as NADH-quinone oxidoreductase subunit C/D-like. Gene Ontology annotation, cellular component: plasma membrane. The record is from RefSeq and is a predicted model, not a curated record. NCBI's taxonomy places the organism in Eukaryota, Metazoa, Arthropoda, Insecta, Hymenoptera, Apidae. Gene Ontology annotation, molecular function: quinone binding; NAD binding; NADH dehydrogenase (ubiquinone) activity.